Messenger RNA from Spirodela intermedia, 3904 nucleotides. The record is from the annotation of a GenBank genome assembly. Lineage: Eukaryota; Viridiplantae; Streptophyta; Magnoliopsida; Alismatales; Araceae.
AUGCUCCUGCUCCCUCCGCCGCAGUUUCCGACGGCCACCCAUGCGGCGGGGGUGGGGCGCUUCCACUGCCUCCGGCCCACGGCGCAUCAAGCCAUCUGCGGCGGUGCCACCACCUCCUCCGGCGCCUCGACUUCCUUGCCGGCGGUGGCCGGGCCCGUUGACGCAGUCCUCCCCUUGGAGGGCCGCCGCCAUGACUUCACGCCCCUCCUCAAUUACCUCUCCUCCAAGGCUCCUCCCCAAGCAGCGACCGCGGCCGGUUCCCCGCCGACGCACCUCGAUCCCGUCGAGCUCCGGCUGGCGGAGAGCUACCGGGCAGUUCCGGCACACCAUUGGCACGCGCUGCUCAAGUCCCUCUCCGCCUCCCGCGACACCCUCCCUUCCGCCACCGCCCUGGUUCCAUGGCUGCAGCGCCACAAGCUCUGCUACUCCGUGGACCUCCUAUACUCCAUCCUCAUCCACGCCCUGGGGCGGUCCAAGCAGCUCUACCAGGCCUUCCUCCUCUCCAACCAGGCCUCCCUCUCCCCGCUCACGUACAACGCCCUAAUCUCUGCCUGCGCGAGGAACGGGGAGCUCGUCAAGGCCCUCGGCCUCCUCUCUCAGAUGCGCAGGGAUGGCUUCCAGUCGGAUUACGUGAACUACAGCCUCAUCGUCCAGUCCCUCAUCCGCUCCCCCGACCCCCCCGAUCUGGCCUUCCUCCAGAAGAUCUAUACCGAGAUAGAAGUGGAGAAGAUCGAGCUCGACGCCAAGCUGCUCAACGACCUGGUCGUCGCCUUCUCCCGCGCGAAUGAUCCUGAUAGGGCGCUGCUCCUGCUGGCCGUGAUCCAGGGCCAGGGGCUGAGCCCCAAGUCCGCCACGCUGGUGGCGGUGGUCUCGGCGCUCGGCGGCGCCGGCCGCGUCUCCGAGGCGGAGGCGGUGUUCGAGGAGCUCAAGGAAGGGGGGCUGGCGCCGAGGACGAGGGCGUACAAUGCCCUGCUGAAGGGGUACGUAAAGGUGGGCGCCCUCAAGGACGCGGAGCUGGUGUUCGAAGAGAUGGAGAGGAACGGGGUGGCGCCGGACGAGAGGACCUACAGCCUUCUGAUCGACGCCUACACCAACGCCGGCCGGUGGGAGAGCGCGAGGAUCCUGCUCAAGGAGAUGGAGGCCAACGACGUGCGGCCCAACUCCUACGUCUUCAGCCGGAUGCUGGCCAUCCUCCGCGACAAGGGCGAUUGGCAGAGGUCCUUCUCCGUGCUCAAGGAGAUGAAGAGCAACGGCGUGUGCCCCGAUCGCCACUUCUACAACGUCAUGAUCGACAUGUUCGGCAAGUACAACUGCCUGCAGCACGCUAUGGACGCCUUCGCGCGGAUGAGGGAGGACGGGAUCGAGCCCGACACCGUCACCUGGAACACACUCAUCGACGGCCACUGCAAGGCAGGUCUGCACGACCGCGCCCGCGAGCUGUUUGAGGAAAUGCAGCACAGCGGGUGCCUCCCCUGCACCACCACCUACAACAUCAUGAUCAACUCGCUGGGGGUGCAGGAGAGGUGGGGGGACCUGGAGGACCUGCUGGCCAGGAUGCGGGACCAGGGGCUCAUCCCCAACACGGUCACCUACACGACGCUCGUCGACGUCUACGGCAAGUCGGGGAGGUUCAACGACGCCAUCGAGUGCCUCGAGGUCAUGAAAGCUGGGGGUUUGAAUCCCUCGCCGACAAUGUACCAUGCACUGGUCAACGCAUACGCGCAGAGGGUACGUGGACUGCUUUCUCUUCUGAACAUUUUUCCCCUUUUCAGGAAGCAAAGGGUGCCUGUGACCGUGUGGGGGAGUGUUCCAAACCGUGUAUGAUGAACUUAUAGAGCCGAAUGGAGGGAGGGAAGGAUACCCCAUUCAGGGGUCUUUUUGCCUUUGUUUCCUCGGACACAAUAGGAUUCGAUUUCUAGAAACAUAUUCCUCCUGAUCCCAGUCGUUCGAAGGGUUCAAUUUUUUUUUUUUGUGCCUCUGGAUCAGAGAAAUUUCUCAGGGCGUUGCCACCUUCUGUUCCUAAUGGGCUGGUAACUGAUCUACUGACAUUGACUGUGCUAUAAUGCCGGAGUCUGUAGAUUUACAUUGUUUGGCGGGGAAAACCUUUGGGACAAGUCUCCUCCACUCAUUCGUGGAUUCCUUUUCUGGAAUAUAUAUAGUUGGAGUGCGAUGGGAAGUUUUUUCUGAGGAAAUUAGUUCAUGUGGACGGCACUGUAAUGGAGGUUAGCAUCUCCUGUAGAAGUGAGUACUUAGUGUGUUGUUCUUCUCUCCAAUCGAUCAGGGGGCUUAGCAUCGCCCUGUUGUCAUGUGGAAUAGGGGACUGGUUAUGCUUGGAUGAUACUAUCACUGUUUCUGUCCUUUGCCAACCUAAUUUCCUGUUUUUUUCUUCUUCCAGUAUACGAGGAGUCUUGUAAAUAACUGGAGGCUAGCUGUCAUCCUGUCCUCUUUUAAAGAAAGAAAUAUAAAAAACCCAUUUAACCAAUUUCAUGAAAGCUUUAGUGAAAUUGAUUCUUACUGUUCUUGAUAUUUUCAUUGAACUUGUGUGAGCUGUUACCCAAUGUAAUCACAUUUCAUCAGCUUAUUUGAUCCGAUGAGCUUCAUGACUUCAUGUUCAGGGUCUGUCCGAGCAAGCUGUGAAUGCAUUUAGGGUCAUGAGGGCUGAUGGUAUAAAGCCCAGUCUCCUGGUCCUCAACUCUCUAAUUAAUGCCUUCGGCGAGGACAGGAGAGAUACAGAAGCAUUCGCAGUCUUACAGUAUAUGAAAGAGACAGUAAGCAACUUAUUGAAAUCGUCUCAUAUGCCUCUUUUUAUUUUGUAAUGCAUUUCUUCAUGCUGUAGCCAGUAUUCAAUUUACCCUAUUCAUGAUUAAUGAACUAUUUGAUUUGUUUAUCUGAUUAUGAUUCUCCCUUGAAGGGUAUAAAGCCGGAUGUGGUGACCUACACGACUCUUAUGAAAGUUCUGGUUCGUGUGGAGAAAUAUGACAAGGUAAUCUUAAGACGGAGCCAUGGUUUUCAUUAAUGAAUAAUUAUAAUAUUUAUAAAAUUUAAAUCGAUGCCUUCAUCUGCAUGGCUUCGUGAAAUUGCUGACUAUCGUCAUAUCAUUUCCUCCGUUUGGGUGCAUUGAUUGAUGGAUUAAUUGAAAUAAAUGCAGAAUUAUUAAAAAUGUAUCGAUUCCCAUGCUGAUAAUCUUCCCCUAGGGGCUGGACUGAUUUGAUGACAGUAAAAUUUCCAGAAGAAUGUAAUUCCAAUAAGUUCAACCCUUGACAGUUUCUUUUCAAAUCCUCAAGAUAUGUUUAGUUGUUAAGAAAGAAAGCUGCUGGUAGGUGUUUUCUUGGUUUGCUAACGAAUACAUUUUUAGUGCAACGAUCAAAAUUUUCGUAAGCUAUAGUGGUCCUGGAAUCUGAGCGUUUUGUGGAGUGAACAUCUCAAGGGCAGUGAUUUCUGUAUUGUGAGGACGCUGAUGUGGUAACAAUCCAGGUUCAAAUGCUGUGGUAAUCAUUAUCUGAUUUCUGAUUAACCGUAGGGCUGAUAAUAUGUGGAAUCUGUUAUACACUAACCUCUCUUCGUCAUUUUUAUUUAACCCUAUUGUCCCUUAUUUAACUUUGGGGAAAUCACAGAGAGAGAGAGAGAGAGAGAGAGAGAGAGAGAUCUUGUUUUCCCUUUAUUUACCUCUUCAGGGCAUUUAUUAUGUAAAGUAUUUCUCAGAAAGUGUUUCCUCCCCCUUGCUGAUGUUUGGAAGACUUGACUCUGCGGAGAAAUCCUUUAGUUUUUAUUUUCUAAUAUUUCGGUGCCACAGGUUCCGGCUGUCUACGAAGAAAUGAUCUUGUCCGGGUGCACCCCGGAUAGGAAGGCUAGAGGGAUGCUUCGGUCGGCCCUCAAAUACAUGAAGCAGAUGUUUAGCACGUAG